Messenger RNA from Neoarius graeffei (lesser salmon catfish), 1459 nucleotides. It is a transcript of the gene impa1, whose product is annotated as inositol monophosphatase 1. Bases 150 to 995 code for a protein of 281 amino acids. Gene Ontology annotation, molecular function: inositol monophosphate 1-phosphatase activity. The record is from RefSeq and is a predicted model, not a curated record. Gene Ontology annotation, biological process: phosphatidylinositol phosphate biosynthetic process; signal transduction; inositol metabolic process. Lineage: Eukaryota; Metazoa; Chordata; Actinopteri; Siluriformes; Ariidae. The transcript is spliced from 9 exons.
CAUCAUCUAGCCUGAGCGUGCUUUCAUUUCACCACCGAAGAAGAGCGCAGAGCUUCUGGCUUCCUGUAUCAGUUUGUGUUCGGUUCUUUGGUUGGUUCUCUGCUGUGUUUCACUGCAGGUCUCUGAGAGACAGGUUACACUGAGGGGAGAUGCCUGAUGUCUGGCAGGAAGCCAUGGACCACGCUGUGGCUGUGGCCAGAAAAGCAGGAGAGAUCGUACGUGCGGCUCUGCAGAAUGAGAGGAAGGUCAUGUGUAAAAGCACGUCGGUGGACCUGGUGACUCAAACCGACCAGAAAGUGGAGCAGCUCAUCAUCACGUCAGUCAAGGAGAAGUUUCCGACGCACAGUUUUAUCGGUGAGGAGUCUGUAGCUGAUGGUCAGCCCUGCGUCCUGUCAGAAAACCCCACGUGGAUCAUCGACCCGAUUGACGGCACCACAAACUUCGUCCACGGAUUUCCCUUCAUCGCUGUGUGCAUCGGGUUUGCAGUGGAGAAGACGUUAGAGUUUGGAGUGGUGUACAGCUGUAUAGAGGAUAAGAUGUACACGGCGCGCAGAGGGAAAGGAGCCUUCUGUAACGGAGAACCUCUACAAGUCUCCACUCAGAAAGAGAUUAAUCAGUCCAUCAUCGCCACGGAGUUCGGCUCAAACCGAGAUCCUGAAGCCGUCGACAAGAUCUUCUCCAACAUGAGGAAGAUCCUGUGUUUGCCAGUGCAUGGGAUACGUGGUGCAGGUUCUGCUGCGUUGAACAUGUGUCUGGUGGCGAGCGGUUGCGUGGAGGCGUAUUAUGAGAUCGGGAUCCACUGCUGGGACAUAGCGGCCGCCGCGGUCAUCGUGGAGGAGGCAGGAGGCGUUCUCAUGGACUUAGAGGGUGGACCGAUGGACCUGAUGUCCAGAAGAGUCGUUGCAGCGAAUAACCAAACGAUCGCUGAGAGAGUUAUUAAAGAGCUCGAGACGUUUCCUGCUGUCCGGGACGACGCCCUUUUAGACACUAAAUAAUAAUAAUGAUGAGGUUAUGUUUAAUUAUGAUGUUUUUUUUAAAUUUCCUUUAAGAAUUUGUCCUGUUUUUACAUUCAGUCUUAAAACGGUCACAGAAGUGAUUGUUAUAAAGCCGGUUAAGGGUGGUGUAUCUCCAUAUCACUGUAAGGCUAAAACAUCAAGUGCUACGGUGAAAUCAUAAAUGUUGGCACCUGUGAUAUUUGAUUUUUGUUAUAACGGUGUUUAUUUUGCAUAGACGGACUUUAUCAGAACUCCAAUCUACUUAGUUUUUGUUAUAUAUUUGUUCCAUCAUGUUAUAAACACUUUAUAUGAGAUAGGAACAUAUACUGAAAAUUGAAACAUACAGAAGACGUGAUAGAAAAAUAUUUUAUUAUCCCAGUUAUUCACAAUGCCACGUGUGUGUGUGUGUUUAAUGCUCACUUCACAAUCAGUAAAACCGCACUCCUGUGCUCUUUCAAUCCCAA